AUGGCAGCAAAUAAUAUUAAAUGUGAUCCAUUAGAACUUCAUAAAUAUCCCACAAAGCCUGAUAUUGAGUACAAAAGCUCAUCUAUGGGAACCUAUCAUUAUAUAAUUCUUUCUGUAGGUUAUUAUCCUUCAUCAUCCAUUCUUGUCAAAAGUCAAAAAAAGAAUGCAAAUUGUUAUCGAAUACCUGAUAAUUAUAAAGUUAAACUUAAAUGUGUUGAAGAUCAUAGAGAUCUUUGCCAUCAAUCACGAUUUCUAAAACCAAUUGAAAUUUCAACUAAUACUACACAAAGAAAUUGA
Molecule: messenger RNA, 297 nt
Organism: Dentiscutata heterogama
Lineage: Eukaryota; Fungi; Glomeromycota; Glomeromycetes; Diversisporales; Gigasporaceae
Source: the annotation of a GenBank genome assembly